GACCGCAUAAUGUUUCAUCAGCAGCAGCUGUCUGGUCGCAGUUUGUUAGGUGCUCUUAAACUUGAGACGUAUACUGUUCAUGUGGAACAUAUACUUAAAUUGGAACGUUACAGAUCAGAUUAACAUGGUUUCUCCACAAGGAUGACAUGCAAAUUGGUGAAGCUUUCCUUAUUUUUCUUAACUCCGCCUGGAAAACACCUUGGUAACCUGCUGGUCCCAAGCCCAGAUGAAGGAGGAGGGUUUGGGGUGGGGCUAGUAACUCCACCCUGUGAAGAAACAAAAAGCUACAGAAACCGCAAACACAACUUUAGCCAGGACGGGAAGAGCCCUCUUCAGAAGGGCCUAUGACUCAUCCUGGCGAAAGCCCUCAGGAAACUAGCUCCCCGACCCAUCUUCUCACGGCCAAGGCAAAAACCAGGAUAGGGACCUGGAACAUCAGAACCCUGUACGAGAGAGGUAAAUCAGCUCAGGUAGAACUAUAACAUCAAGCUCCUCGGCAUGUGGGAGACCAGGUGUAAUGGCAACGGUCAGGGAAGACACAAAGAGACUAUACAAAAUAACAAGAAUUCUGUCAGGAAGAAAAAACACCAAUGUGUGCAGGCCAAUAAAGAAUAAGAAUGGCAGCGUCAUCACUGGGAUGCAGAACAAAGAUCUUGCUGAGUGGAACAUUCUGAAGAAAUACUUAACUGACCACCACCAACAACCACUUUGGACAUUGCCCCAGCUGCCGAACAACUCCAAGUAAACAUCAACCCACCAACCAAGUCAGAAAUCAUCAAAGCCGUCAAGUCCUUGAAAGGGAAAGGGAAGAUCAGACUACAAGAUAAACUAUAAAUGGGUAGACUCUUUUCGCAGUAGACAUUUCAGACCUUCACCUGAGCAGCGUGCGGCAUCUGCAGGAAAAAAUUCUUUAUCACUGGAAUGAGUCGGAGUCCAUGGUUCCCACCAAAAGCUCUACUGGCAAAUGGUAUCAGCCUGCCCAGUGGGCUGGAAACCACUCCAGUGAGCUAGGAAUCAGCUGUGAACCAGCCUUGCAGCACAAAAAACGUGUUGAGGGGCCUCCUACUUCCUUGUCUGCUAACUUGCAUGAAACAUCUGGGGUUAAGAGAAGAGAAUAUGCUUUGCUUGGCCAGCAAGAAAAGUUUGCACAGAAUGUGCAGUAUCUUCUUAAAGGACCAUCAUCUUCAGACCUAUCCAUCAACUUGAAGGAGAAUCAAAAUACUAAUAAAAGAGUAGAUGAUAAAGAUGUAUCUCCAUCCAAACAGAUGAAGAUUGAUGCAGAAAAGGGUUUCAGUAAACUAAAGGCAACUCCAGCAGCAACUGAGAACAAGAUGGAAACCCCUGCGAGUCCUCCACCCACUGAUCAUAAGCCAUCAAAUAUUUCUGAUGCCUUGAAAUCAAAUAUGCCAAACAAAAAUUUGAGUGAUAUUCUACAAAAGGAAACAGCAGGAAAGAAUAAGGCACAGGUGGAGCGUAAUAAGCAGGAGCAUGAGACCAGAGAUGAGAGUGUUUUACUGAAAAACAAAGCCACGUAUGGUCAAGAAAAUCAGGCCAAUCAUGCAUUAAAGUACAAAGCUGGGAUAGCUCCUCAACGUAAAAGCAAAAUUAAGCUUUCAGAGUACCAAAAAGAAUUUAACUGGAAACAAGGCAAACCAGCAUCACCACUUUUAACAGCAGAACAGAUGUUGUACAGCGAAAAAUUAAAACCUGUUCCAUUCAAAGUAAGUGCAGCAACUCAAUCUGAAUAUCAGAGACAGUUCAAAGACUGGUGUCUGCUAGGUCCUAUUUCACCCGAGCCAAAAGUCUUCCAAGAUGCUCCGGAGUUUCAGAGAAAGGUCAAGAGAAGCAAGAGUGUUGGUGAUAAUUUGCAAACUGCUGGAUCCAGUUUGGCGACAUCACCUAAAGAUCUCAGCCAACUCAGAGAAACUGAAGAUAAUGUCAAGAAAAGUAAACCACCCAUUGACUAUGGAAAGCUUAGACAAAUCAUUACAGAAUACAGGGCAAACUACAAAGCGCCAACAAGUUACAGUUAUGAUCAGGGAGCUUGGAAAGGAGCACAUCCUCCUCAUUUCUUCCAGCAAAAGACCCAAGUAAACCAGGUCGCAGAACAGAAAGCAGAAGAGGAAGGGAAAGUUCCAGUGUCCACCUGGUUUGCUGAGGUACUGGAGUUGAGACAACGUGCCCAGGAAUACAAACGCCGAGCACAGGGCACUCAUUUCUCACGGGAGCAUUUGGCCCAGCUACUUGCCCAACAAACAGGCUCUAGGAAAACACUCAAUAAUGACUCUGUUGUAUCACUGGAUGCGCUUGCCCUUGAGCCAGGGCCUGCUGCACUCAAAUUGUUACCAAACAAUGUCAUAAAAAGCAAAUCCAAGCUGCCACUUGAGGAGGAAGGAAGAAACAAACAGACACAGAAAGCAGUUGAUGGUAAAGUUUCAAAGGCUGCAUGGGAGGAAAAUGUGGCAAAGGAUGUCGAAAACAUGGAGACAGCAGCUGACAUGGUUCCUGAUGGCAUGCUGGGUGAGGAAGAUCAACAGAAAAAGCAUAAGACAGGACCUCAAAAUGAUCUUCAACUUAGGAUGAAUGAAGUAACAAGAAAAGCUGAAGAUGAUAUUGAGGUGGAGGGUCGCAUACCUACACCUGUUCUUAGAAACCUAACUACAGGUGAAGUCCUGCCAAGAGCAUCUCGACACCAUCUUGACCUUACAACACCGUGUAUUGGAGGUGUCUUGCUGUCAUCCUCCGAUAACCAAGUUUUUACCCCCAAAUCAAAUGACAGCUGUCCAUCCAAAUCUAAGGAGCAUUUUUACUCUAAACAAUUUACUGCAGAAAAGACCUCACCAUUAUAUGGUAAGCCAACUCUAGAUACCCAUGCCUUAAGGGAUGAUGACUCUUUAAGUGACAGAGCAUUAGAACUGCAGUAUGUGUCCAACCCCUCUUCAGCAGACAUUUCCCCUCUUAAAGUGAAAAGGUCCAACUUCCAGAAAUCACUUCAUAUACCCAAGACAAUUGACGAGAAAAUGGGGGAAACUUAUAAAGUUCCACAACCAGAUUUUAAGAUGGGUGACAAAGAUAAAACAAACAACGAAGAUGAUGACAUUUUGUCUGUGUCUGCAAUGUCCAUUGCAUCUAGCAGUUCUCUUGCUUGUGAAGUCUAUGAACGGGCUAAAAAGCGGCGUGAUCAUUUCUGGAGUCACCAGAAACAUGGACGUGCAACAAACUGAAGAAAGUUUUCUUGUUUUGUUAUUGGGAUUUUUACCCAGAACUAGGAAUUGUGGAUUUUUAAAAUGUUUUUAGAAUUUUAGAACUGCUGCAAUGAUAUCAUUACAGUAGCGGUGAUUGUUUGAAAUGAUGUGCCUGUACAAAUGUGAAAUUGUGACUUUUAUUCAGGAAUCCUGGAAGACUAUUUAAAAGAUACUUCCUAAUGAGGAAAAUAAUGGCACGAAAAAUAAGUCAUUUUAUGCAGCAUUUCUUACAUGCAUGUAAAUCGAGAAGAUAACUGCAACAACACUGGCUAAAGAAAACAUAAUGGGGUACAAAUGAUUUUGUAUGAUUAAUCAGUUUGACUUGACACAUCCAUUAUGAAUAGUUUGACUACAGUUUAUUUAUUUCUGUUAUUGGCAUUGCCCAUGAGUACUGUGUCACAAUUUACCAAGUUCUUGUGUUUUAGAGUUUUUGUUUUAGUGAUUUAGCAUUUAAGAUAAUCAUUAUUUAUGUGUAGGAUAUCCUUGUUUAUUCCACACUUUAAUAAGAUUUAUAGAAACCUAGGUCUGAGUCACAUGUUUUUAAGAGUAUCAUCAUCAUUUCAUCCACUCUUGUUUCUUGUCUAUUCUGUUGGGAUAAGACAACAUAAAAGCAUUAGGAAAUGUAAAAUAAUAUUUCACACAUGUGGACAACUUUUAUUCACCAAAUUUACACUGCUGUGUUGUCUGUUGGAAAUUGAUGAAGACCACUCUCUUCAGGAGUUAGUUUGUGGGGCUGUGGAUUAAGGAAGUGGCUGAUGUUAACAAUGUCAGUCCAAAUGGCCCUUCCACAGGGAAUUGUAUGAGGAUGGGUGCUCAGGCUGUGCACGUUGCAUGUUACACUCAGCUGUCAUAAUGUAUCUGACCUCAACUACCCUGGCUGCUUUGAUGAGAUUUCUGUGCCAUGAAGAGCAUCUCAGGGCAAGGGCCUCCCAGUUUGCUGAUGCCCAGGAUUUGAAGGGUUGCCUUUACAAUGUUGUUGCAUUGAAUGCCUUUCCUGGUACACUUUUGUGUUAGCAACUGUUUUGGCAGGAGACUCAUGCAUGCAGGCUUCAUAAAGGAGGAAGUGGGGACUGGCAAUGGCAGUAUGCAAGUGAACCAGCUCACUCAGACUGUCGAUUUCAUGGUCAGCAACUGUCACUGGUGUAAGCUGAUUGAAAGUCUACGAUUAUGUCUCACAUUCAGUCUCAGUACCAGUGGGGCAUUCUUGGCAAAAAUAAGUUUAAUCCCAUUCCCCCUGCCUUUCUGACUGCCCCCUUCUUUGCUGUCCUGCAUGGCGGGGAUUUGGUCACACCUGUGCCAUGCAUUCUAUGCCUUUUUAGAGGCUAACCCCUUCAGUUUGUCUUUGUGCCAGGGGAAGUUUACUGUUACAUAUCACAUUCCCCAGUAGUUUUUUUCUGUUAGCUUUUUUUUCAUUAACAUAGAUUUACUGGCAGUUAUUUUCCCAUUCCUGGCUCUACCACAAGGUGGAUUAGGCUGUUGCUUAGGACACAAGCACUGAGGAAGGCAGAGAGAAUGUGUAUGUGUAGAUAUUUAGCUGGGGAAAAGAGAAUUUUGUAUUAUCAGGGAUGGUGUUUAUGCUUGCUAGUACUAUCGAGAGAUAUUUUGGCAUUAUAAAUGAUAAUCCUGGACAAUUUAUUGUUUUUAUUUUGAGGAUAGAGGGUAGAAGACAAGAAGAUACUUUGUGAAAUAAAUGUAAGUUGUUUAUUUGAAAAUAAAAAUAUUUUGCUGUUUGAAAGGUGA
Molecule: messenger RNA, 4985 nt
Organism: Pomacea canaliculata
Lineage: Eukaryota; Metazoa; Mollusca; Gastropoda; Architaenioglossa; Ampullariidae
Product: nuclear protein MDM1-like
Exons: 19
Coding region: 936-3224 (762 amino acids)
Biological process (GO): negative regulation of centriole replication
Molecular function (GO): microtubule binding
Source: RefSeq, a predicted model, not a curated record